Messenger RNA from Recurvomyces mirabilis, 1146 nucleotides. RefSeq lists its product as uncharacterized. The coding region runs from base 1 to 1146 and encodes 381 amino acids. Gene Ontology annotation, cellular component: endomembrane system; plasma membrane; SNARE complex. The transcript has 3 exons. Gene Ontology annotation, biological process: intracellular protein transport; exocytosis; vesicle fusion. The record is from RefSeq and is a predicted model, not a curated record. NCBI's taxonomy places the organism in Eukaryota, Fungi, Ascomycota, Dothideomycetes, Mycosphaerellales, Teratosphaeriaceae. Gene Ontology annotation, molecular function: SNAP receptor activity; SNARE binding.
AUGAGUUACAACCAGUAUUCCGGCUAUGGAGGGAACCCAUACGGCGGCGAGCAGCAGGGUGGACAGGGUGGUUAUGGAGCUUCCAAUCCAUACGCGAGCGAUGCUGGAAACCCCUACGGCGGCGGAAACUAUGGGCAAGGUCAAACCACCCACCAGACAACUCAGCCGGCCGGCCUACAACCACCUCACGCAAUGCAACAUCAGACGAGCACAUACUCUGCGCAAACGCAAGACUCCAACUAUAGCGAACCUCAACACACCGGCACACAGUACGGCGCACCCGUCGGCGCACCGCCAAUGCCUCACGAUGGUGCCAAUGGCCAAAACGUCCAAUACGUCCAAGCAAGCCGCAAUCUGCUCUCAAACUCAGACUUCCUCUCCCGGGUCGAAGCCGUGAAAGCCGAUAUUCGCACCCUCACCACCCACGUUGGCCAGAUAGCCUCUGCUCACCAACGUACUCUCUCUUCACCCGACGCCAGCUCCUCGCAACAACUCGAGUCCAUGAUUACACAGACACAGGUCCUCAACACGUCAAUCAAAGACCAGAUCAAAUUCCUAGAGACAGAUGCCGUGCGAUCGAAGGACAACCAGGUGAAGAACACGCAGGUCGGACAGCUGAAGACGAGUUUCACCAAGCAGCUGCAGGAGUAUAGGGUCGAGGAGGCGAAUUAUGAGAGGCGGUAUAGAGAGCAGAUUGCGCGGCAGUAUAGGAUUGUGAACCCGGAGGCUUCGGAUUCUGAGGUGCAGGAGGCUGCGGAUGCGGAUUGGGGCAAUGAGGGUGUUUUCCAGACUGCUCUCAAAACCAACCGCUCAGCAACUGCCAACACCGUGCUCGGCGCCGUCCGCGCCCGCCACAACGAUAUCCAGAAGAUCGAACGCACGCUCAUCGAACUCAACCAGCUUAUGGAAGAUCUUGCCACCGCGAUCGUACUGCAAGAGGAACCUAUCCAGCAGACCGAGAUGGCGACCGCGAAUGUUCAAAAGGAUACCGAGGCAGGAAACGUGCAGCUUGACAAGGGCAUCAAGAGUGCGCGAAACGCGCGAAAGCUGAAGUGGUGGUGCUUUUUCAUUGUAUUGGCUAUCAUUAUUAUUCUCGGGUUGGUGCUGGGGCUGUACUUUGGCCUGAAUGCUAAGAAGAAGCCUUAG